UCCAUCUAUUUUCUCCUUCUCUUUCUCUAUCGCUCUCUUAAUUGAUCUUGCUCAUGGAAGCCCUUCAUCUUCCUUACGAAGUUCACCCUCAUUCUCCCGCCGCUUCCGUCAAGGAUCGGAGUUCUCAGUUCCAGGAGCUGCCGGAGCCGGAUAUCCAUAUUGUUACCUCAAGUGGACUUCGGAUUCCGGCUUAUUCUACCAUUCUGGCAUCGGUUUCAUCUGUACUGGAAAACAUCAUCGACGAAUCGCGGAAGCAUCGAAGCUCCGAGAAACUGAUUCGGAUUCUCGGUGUUCCGAGCGAGGCAGUCGUUUCGUUUGUUCAAUUCCUCUUCACAUCUAGGUGCUCUGAGGAAUGUCUGAGGGAAUAUGGAAUUCAUCUAUUGGCGUUAUCGCAUGUCUACCUCGUUCCACAUUUAAAGCAGCGAUGCAGCAAGUACUUGGCUCGAAAAUUGACGAUCGAUAGUGUUAUAGAUAUACUCCAACUCGCAAGACUGUGCGAUGCACCAGAUCUCUCGCUUAGCUGCAUGAAAAUGGUGUCGAGACACUUUAAGGCCGUCGAGAAAUCGGAGGGCUGGAAAUUCCUGCAAGAGCAUGACUCUUGGCUGGAGCUUCAAAUUCUUCAAUUCAUUGACGAAUCCGAAUUGAGGAAAAAGAGGUGCAGAAGGCAGAGGAAGGAGAAGAGGAUGUAUCUUCAGCUAAGCGACGCAAUAGAGUGCGUGGAGCACAUCUGUAAAGAAGGAUGCACAGACGUUGGUCCACACGACGCUGAACCCACAAAGAAGCCCUGUUCCAAAUUCUCAACGUGUCGUGGUGUGCAGCUUCUGAUUAAGCACUUUGCGACGUGCAAGGACAGAGCCCAUGAAGGAGGCUGCUGGCGGUGCAAACAAAUGUGGCAGCUUCUACGCUUGCAUGCUUCCAUCUGCAACCAAUCCGAUGCUUGCAAAGUCCCUCUCUGCAGGCAGUUCAAACAAAAAAUGCAGCAAGAGAAUAGAAAAGACGAUGCUAAGUGGAAGGUUCUGAUGAAAAAGGUGAUGGCUGCCAAAACCAUUUCUUCUCUAACUUUUACCAAAAGGAAGAGACCGCAGCUUCGAGGAGACACCAUGAGCAACGCCCACAUCAGAAGCUGCAGAUUAGAAACGGUCGAACAAAAUCGAUCGCUGUUAUUAACCGCCUAGAAUGAACUCAAAUUUUGUGUU
Cucurbita moschata (crookneck pumpkin) is the source of this 1196-nucleotide messenger RNA. RefSeq names its product BTB/POZ and TAZ domain-containing protein 1-like. The coding region runs from base 54 to 1175 and encodes 373 amino acids. Gene Ontology annotation, cellular component: nucleus. Lineage: Eukaryota; Viridiplantae; Streptophyta; Magnoliopsida; Cucurbitales; Cucurbitaceae. Gene Ontology annotation, molecular function: protein binding. The record is from RefSeq and is a predicted model, not a curated record. The transcript has 5 exons.